This is a messenger RNA of Solanum pennellii, 2943 nucleotides long. RefSeq names its product G-type lectin S-receptor-like serine/threonine-protein kinase At4g27290. The coding region runs from base 373 to 2790 and encodes 805 amino acids. NCBI's taxonomy places the organism in Eukaryota, Viridiplantae, Streptophyta, Magnoliopsida, Solanales, Solanaceae. The transcript is spliced from 8 exons. Gene Ontology annotation, biological process: recognition of pollen; protein phosphorylation. The record is from RefSeq and is a predicted model, not a curated record. Gene Ontology annotation, molecular function: protein serine/threonine kinase activity; ATP binding.
AAAUACUUUCACAUCCAAAAGAUGUAACCUAGUAGUCCACGAAGUUGGUCCGUAAUUAUUAGUCUCAAAUUAAAACAUGAAAAAAUCAAAGAACAUAUUCCUGCUUUGAUGUGAAUAACAGGGUAUUGUGUUGGUGAGAGAUAGUGUAAUUAGUCCAGGUGUGCCUGACUAUUAUUUUAAUAGAAAAGUUUUUCUUUUCAUAUUCUGUUUAAGAGGAAUAUUUAACAUGACUUGUGUUAAUUCUAAAGUGGUGGGCAGAAAAACUCAACUUUGUCAAUCAAAUAAAUCUUUUGUUAUUACUAAUUUUUAUAUCAACUAUGUUGAGGCUCAAAGGCCUUAACAUUGUCAAUCAAAAAAAAAAAAUCAGAAUCCAUGAAAGGCCUAUUUUCUUUAUGCAUUUGCUGCCAAUUUCUCUUCAUUUUACUAACUUCUGCAGCAUUAGAUACAAUCACUAUAGAUAAAUCCAUUAGAGAUGGUGACACAAUUGUUUCAGCUGGAGGGGUUUAUGAGCUUGGAUUUUUCAGCCCUGGAAAUUCGAAGAAGAAUCGUUACGUUGGCAUAUGGUACAAGAAAAUAUCAAAUGGAACUGUUGUUUGGGUUGCAAACAGAAAGAUUCCACUUAAUGACACUUCAGGAGUGUUAACACUUAAUCCCAAUGGAAUUCUUGUACUUGUUGAUAAAUCCAAUGUCUCAAUUUGGUCAUCAAACUCAUCGAGAUUGUUAAAGAAUCCAAAAGCACGGUUACUGGAUUCAGGGAACCUUGUUGUCAGUGAUGGAAAUGAUAGAGGCCUGGAAAAUAAUUUCGCGUGGCAGAGUUUUGACUAUCCAGGAAAUACUUUGUUACCUGGUAUGAGGCUAGGAAAAGAUUUUGUCACGGGAAUGAAUUGGCAUUUAACGUCAUGGAAGAGCACAGAUGAUCCUACUCCUGGUGAUUAUGUAGAUCGUGUUGAUUCACAUGGAUAUCCACAAUUGUUUGUGUGGAAAAAUUCAUCUAUAGUAUUUAGCUCAGGGCCAUGGAAUGGUAUUGCAUUUAGUGGUAGUCCUAAUAAUAAACCAAAUACAUAUUACAGUUUCGAGUUUGUUAUUAAUCAGCAGGAAAUUUACUACACAUAUACAAUUAAGAAUGACUCUGUACCCACCAGGGUGGUGCUCAAUCCGUCUGGUGUGCUAGAACACCUAACAUGGAUAGAGCGCAGUCAGAGCUGGUUUCUCUACUUGACAGCACAAUUUGAUAAUUGUGAUCGUUUUGGUUUAUGUGGACCUUAUUCAAGUUGCAACAUCAAUAACUCCCCUCCAUGUGACUGUUUGAAAGGUUUUGAGCCUAGGUAUCCUCAAGAUUCUGCAACAGAGUGGUCUAGUGGUUGCGUAAGGAGAACUUCUUUGGAUUGUACCCAUGAUGGUUUUCUUAAAUUUUCAGGUAUCAAAAUGCCUGAUUCUAGAAACUCCUGGUAUAAUGACAGCAUGAACCUUGAAGAUUGCGAGAAAAUGUGCUUGGCUGAUUGCAAUUGUACAGCCUACUCAGAUCUUGAUGUUAGAAAUGGAGGAAGUGGAUGCUUACUAUGGUUUGGUGAACUCAUAGAUAUACGCGAGUUCAGCCAAAAUGAACAAAACCUGUUUGUGAGAGUUGCAGCUUCAGAAUUAGACAGGAAGGGGAGGAGAAAGAGGGCAGCCCUGAUUGGCGUCAUUUCAGCAGUGGUAGCAACAUUUAUCCUCAGCUUUUUAGCUUGGUUUUACUUCCGAAGAAGGAAAAGAAGAAGAGGCUUAGAAGUUGAAAAUGAGGAAAUGGAGCUUCCAUUGUUUGAUUUAGUUACUGUUACAAGUUCCACUGGAAAUUUCUCUUCUGCUAAUGUGAUUGGGGAAGGCGGAUUUGGACCGGUUUACAAGGGUAUCCUACCAAAUGGACAAGAUAUUGCAGUAAAGAGACUAUCGAAGCAUUCUGGACAAGGCUUUCAAGAGUUAAAAAAUGAAAUCGUUCUCAUUUCCAAGCUGCAACAUAGAAACCUUGUCAAGCUAUUGGGUUGCUGCCUUGAAGGAGAAGAAAGGAUGCUAAUAUAUGAGUUCAUGCCCAACGCUAGCUUGGACUAUUUCAUUUUUGAUUCAAGUAGAAAAGCAUCACUUGCAUGGAAGAACCGUUUUGAAAUUGCUAUGGGAAUAUCUCGAGGUCUUCUUUACCUUCACCAGGAUUCAAGAUUACGAAUUAUUCACAGAGAUCUCAAGACCAGCAACAUUUUAUUAGAUACUGACAUGAAUGCCAAAAUUUCUGACUUUGGCCUUGCCAAAAUUUUUGGUGGAGAUGAAGUGGAAGGAAAAACUAAAAGAGUAAUAGGAACAUAUGGAUAUAUGUCCCCGGAAUAUGCCGUUGAUGGGAAAUAUUCAGUAAAAUCAGAUGUAUUCAGCAUCGGUGUAAUCAUUCUUGAAAUAGUCAGUGGCAGAAAGAACAGGAAAUUUCGUCAUUUGGAACAUCAUCACAAUCUUUUAGGACAUGCAUGGUUACUUUGGAGUGAAGGCAACGCGUUGGAACUCAUAGACGAAUGUAUCAAAGAAUCCUUUUCAGAAUCUCAAGUGCUGAGAUGCAUCCAGGUUGGUUUGUUAUGCGUCCAAAAACUCCCCGAGGAUAGGCCUACAAUGGCAUCAGUAGUUUUCUGGUUAGGCAAUGAAGGUCUGGUUCUUCCUCAACCAAAGCAACCUGGUUUUUUCAUAGAGAGGAAUUCGAUGGAAUCAACUAAAUCAUCAACUGAUGAAGGAUAUCUAAGUAACAAAGUAUCGAUAACAAUCCUGGAGCCAAGAUAGAUAUAAAUUCCAACAAUUGGAACUUUUGAAAUGUAUCCACUUUGUCCUGUUUUGUCAAACAUUGAUAGUGUAUAUGUGACUAUAUAUGAGGUGAAUUGACAUGUAUUCUUUCUGUACAAUAAGAGAUGUAAUGAAUUUGCCUAUUCUGAGUUA